AUGGAGGAGGAUCUAAGUGCAAGAGGAUUACCACAGAUUGCUUCAAUCUUGAGUAGAGUUAGAGAUCUGAAAAACAAGUACAAAAAUGAAGACAAUGUCACAGAUGAAUUUAACUGUACUAAAAUAUCAGCUGAUACAACAGAUAACUCCGGAACUGUUAAUCGAAUAAUGAUGACAAAUAAUCCAGAAGAUUGGCUGAGUUUCUUGCUUAGGCUGGAGAAAAAGGGUAUUCCUCAGAUGGACACUGCUCUGCUCAAUCGACUCAUUGGUCGUUACAGUCAAGCUGUAACUGCGUUACCUGCAGAAAAGCACAGUCAAGAUGAGAGCUACGCUCGCAUCCUCGUGCGAUUUGCUGAGCUGAAAGCUUUUCAAGACCCAGAGGAGGCACGUGACCAGUUUCACUUGGCCAGACUAAAUUGCAAGAAGUUUGCUUUUGUGCAUGUGGCUUUUGCACAGUUUGAGCUAUCACAAGGAAAUAGGAAGAAGUGUAAGCAGCUUCUUCAGAAAGCUGUGGACUCUUGUGCUGUUCCGUUAGAAAUGUUGGAGACUGCUCUGAAAAACUUUAAUUCACAAAAGAAGCAGUUGCUUUCAGAUGAGGAGAAGGAGAACUUGGCAGUAUCAAGCACACAAUCGUCUGGUCUUCAGAACGUGUUUGGAAAUCUCAAAAGUAGAAAAAUGAGUGAUUCUGAAAAUUCUUACAUUGCUACUCCUGGGUAAGGCAGGGAGAAAUUGCAGGAGUUUGAUGCUAAUUUGGGCUGCUAUAAUCCACUAAGACCAUUAUCCAAAUCUAAUCAGGCCUGCCCUUUUGGGAGGGUUCCUGUUAAACUUGUAACUGAUACUGAUGAUGAUGAUGAUGAUGUAAAGAAGGUGGAUGUCCCGCUUACAGCUAGUGUUAUGAAGAGGCAAAUAUCCAGCUCAAAAUCUACAGCCUUGAUUGCACAUUUUCCACUAUCUGAACCAAAAUCUAGUGAGGAUGAUUCAUAUGACCUGGGAGACUUAAAGUCUUUAGAAGACAAAAACUCUGUAAAGUUGCAGAUGCAGUUGGAUGAGGACAGUUUAGAAACUGCUACUAGUUCAACUAUAACUCUCAAACCAAAAAUGGAUGCAAGUCUGGCAACAAAAAAAGAAGAAAACAAAAUCCAGUAUCACGAGCUGAAGAUACCAGAGCCAAGAAGUCUAGAAAGCCAACAGCAACAAUCAAGUUCUGCUGAAGGUUAUAGGAAGCAAAUAGAUCGGAUAAAACUGAGCUGUGUUAACUCCAGGAGAAAAUGGCCAGUUCAAGAAGUCACUCAGAAAAGUUUCUGUAAACAGGGAAAGCAGUCGAGUUUUGAACAAACUAGUCAUCCAACUUCAAAAGAAUUAUCACCAUCAGAUACUGUUUCAAAGAAGAAUGAUCCACUGCAUGUUUGUGGCACACCAAGCACCACAUUUAUUGAUUACAUGGACUGUUUCAGAACACCAGUUGUGAAGAAUAACUUUCCACCAGGAUGUCAAAUUUCUACUCCAUUUGGUCAGCUACCACAUUUCCUACCACAUACUCCAGCAACUCCAUUUCAAAAUCAGAUUGGUGUGCAGGUUUCAGCCUCUAUACCUUCAAACGAAUGUCUUGCUGUCAAAGGAAAAGUAUAUACAAUAUUAAAGCAAAUAGGUAGUGGAGGCUCAAGUAAGGUGUUUCAAGUAUUGAAUGAAAAGAAGCAGCUGUAUGCUGUCAAAUACGUGAAUCUAGAAGAAGCUGAUCAGCAGACUGUUGAGAGCUAUAAGAAUGAAAUUGCUCAUCUGAGUAAACUCCAGCAACACAGUGAUAAGAUCAUCCGUCUUUAUGGCUAUGAGAUUACUGACCAUCAUAUCUACAUGGUAAUGGAGUGUGGAAAUAUUGAUCUCAACAGUUGGCUUAAAAAGAAAAAAAACAUUGAUCCAUUGGAGCGAAAGAGCUACUGGAAAAAUAUGCUGGAAGCUGUUCACACAAUCCAUGAAUAUGGUAUUAUUCACAGUGAUCUGAAACCAGCAAACUUUCUGAUAGUGGAUGGAAUGUUAAAACUGAUUGACUUUGGCAUUGCAAACCAAAUGCAGCCAGAUGUGACCAGCAUUGUUAAAGAUUCUCAGGUUGGCACAAUGAAUUACAUGCCUCCAGAAGCAAUAAAAGAUAUGUCUUCCUAUGGAGAAAAUGGGAAAUCUCGAUCUAAGAUAAGUCCAAAAAGUGAUGUGUGGUCACUGGGAUGCAUUUUGUAUUGUAUGACAUAUGGAAGGACUCCCUUUCAACAUAUAACAAAUUCAAUCAAUAAACUGCAUGCUAUUAUUGAUCCUAGCUACGAAAUAGAAUUUCCAGAUAUUGCUGAGAAAGAUCUUCAAGAUGUGCUAAAGCGCUGUUUAAUAAGAAACCCCAAGCAAAGAAUAUCUGUUUCGGAGUUGCUGGUACAUCCCUAUGUUCAAAUUCAAACUCAUUCUCAAACAGGUGUCCCAAAUGCAAAAGGAACAUCAGAGGAAAUGAAGCGUAUCCUUGGCCAACUUGUUGGUUUGAAUUCUCCAAACACAAUUUCUAGAGCUGCAAGGACUUUAUAUGAACAGUGCAACAGUGGUAAAAGUCUUGAUGUGUCUGCAUUUGCAAAACUUGGAAGUCAAAAAUCAUGGACAACAAAGUAA
Tinamus guttatus (white-throated tinamou) is the source of this 2640-nucleotide messenger RNA. Lineage: Eukaryota; Metazoa; Chordata; Aves; Tinamiformes; Tinamidae. The record is from RefSeq and is a predicted model, not a curated record.